Molecule: messenger RNA, 2209 nt
Organism: Paramecium tetraurelia
Lineage: Eukaryota; Ciliophora; Oligohymenophorea; Peniculida; Parameciidae
Exons: 5
Source: RefSeq, a predicted model, not a curated record
AUGCAUAAAAAAAAAAUAAAAAGAACCGAUCUUUAAUCGGCUCCUGACAUUAUUAAGACUAGACACAGACCUACAAAUCAUCUGGAAAUAGAAAAUCUAGUAAUGCAAGAUAUGCGUAAGAAAAUAUUGAAUGAUGAAAUGAAUACUCUACAGUUUUAUGAUAUAGUUAUACCUGAUUAGGAUGAGAUGAUUACUUCGCUUAAAGAUACAACAAAGAAACCGAUUAAGCUUCACUAGAAAGUUCAUAGAACUGAUUUAGAAAAAAAGUUGAGAGCGCGAUUGUCAAAUGAGGCUGGUGCCAAAUUAUUGUUACAAGAAAUUUAUGAGAAACUUGAAGAAGACCCUGAGAAUCACUCGACGACUGUCCGUAAAAAGUUGCACCAGGAGGAGCAAUUUAAAGCAAAUCAAUAAUAUAAAGCAGAAAGUGAUGAUUAAUUGGUAGCCAAUUUGGAUACUUGGUAUAAAGGCGUUAAAAAGAGAUAGAAAGAAGAGCAAGAUAAAUUGAAAUAGGAAUAGGAGAAAGAAAGACUUGCUAAAAUACAAUUGUAGGAGAAGUCGCAAUCAUUGCAAGCAAUGAGGAGAGGCGGCUUGAAUGACAGGUCAAAAGCUAUGUAAGGAAUGCCAGCCUUUCCAAAAUUAAUUGUUGAGUCUGCCAAGUCUGAAGGAGAACCGAGUGCUUUUAGAUAGAAAUUGAUGGGAUCCUUGCAAAAGAUCUCAGCCAUCAAAAAAAUUGAGAUGCUUCAUCAAGAUCAGACUCUAAUCAAAUAGUUGGAUAAGUAUAUGCAGUAGGGUUCUACUUUGACACAACAGGAAUUAGCAUAGAUUGAAUUAGCAAGAGCAAAACAAUAGGGAGACGAAAAGCAAGAUGGGACUCUGAUAUUCGAUUAUACUGUUGAAGGUUUGAAAAAUAGUUUACAUACAUUAAUUAAGAUGCAAUUGGUUCAAUUUUAAAAUGCGAGUGACCGAGCAUUAUUUUAUGAGAAAUAAACAAAUCAGAUUUUAUUAUCAAUCAAUUCCAGACUGGAGAGACAAAAAAAUACUGUAAAAAAGAAUGAGAAAGACCUUGAAACCUUGAGAAUGGAGAAUCAUGACAUUCAUAAAAAGUUAAGAGCCAUAUAAGAUUUCAUGAAAGAAAGAUAGGAGGAAUUGAGAGGAAUCAAUAAGAAACCAUAAUAGGCUUCUAAUUCACCCAAUAUUAAAAAUAAUGCUAGUUAGGUUGACAAUUAUAUGGUAAUUGCAGUGAAGUAGAAUGAAUUGGAAAGUUAGAUUGAUUAAAUGAAAGAUAAUUACAGCAAGUUCUAAUAAUAGAUGAAGUUGAAUUCAAUUUAGAUUGAAAAACUAGAAUAGGAGAACUCAAAAUUGAAUAAGAACAAUAAAGCAUUGUUGAAAUCAAUUUAAGGAUUCUUGUUAGAAUUACUUAAAAUUGGUUUGGAUUGUAGAUCCUAAGGACUGUCUUGGAUAAUUAAAGCGGUUUGGGAUUCAGGAGAGAAGAUUGCAGAAGCAAGUUUCCCUCCAUAUUUGGAUAGCAAGGCUAGGGACUUCUUAAUUAUUAAAACCAGGAAGACAAUUGAACUGAAUGAUUUAUUUAAAAAGGCUCAUUAAUUGUUCAGCAAUUACAGAGAAGCUUCAAUUGAUACAGGAAACAAUUCGAUAGUGUCUCUAUUAUCCAAAAAUCACUUUUCUUAGAUUGAUUCAUUGGACAUAAAGAAAUAGCAUAUAGAAUAGAUUAAAUAGAAGUAAGAGUCUUAAGUAACCCUACUUGUACAAGGAUUAAGUGAGACAGAACAUAAGCUGAUUCAAUCCACUCUUAUCCAUAUAUUUUAGAGCAAAGAGACCUUAAAUGAUAUUAUUUACAAUGAAGCUUAGAGGAGGAUAGCAAAGAUGUUUAAAACUGAAGCGAAUUAGGAAUAAUCGAUUGUGUUUACUGAGAUCAAUAACUUUGAGAAGGACAAAUUGAUAAAGGAGUACCAAUAGAUACAAAAAGAUAUAGAGGUGAAGGAGGGACAGUUUAGGAAGUUUGAGGAAGCUGAGUUGCAAAGGUUAGUUAAGGAGAUUGAUUACAAGAACUACUUGGCGAGAUUUAAUGUUGAAGCAUUGUAAGUGUUGGCUGCAUUGUUCGGAUACACGAGGGCUGAAAGGGAAUUAAUAAAAUAUGGUAUGAUGCACAAAAUGUUUAAUAAUUGAUUAAUUAAUUUAUUGAGAUGAUUGA